Molecule: messenger RNA, 516 nt
Organism: Bursaphelenchus okinawaensis
Lineage: Eukaryota; Metazoa; Nematoda; Chromadorea; Rhabditida; Aphelenchoididae
Source: the annotation of a GenBank genome assembly
AUGCCCGAAACCACAAAUUUAGUGGCCAAAUGUUUCGACUGGCUCAAGCGCCGUGGCGACAAACAAAAAGAAAAGAGGUAAUUACAGUUACACAUUACUUAAUAACCAGGUUACAAGUUAAUGAAGACAUUCCCGAUGUGCUCUGUAAUGAACAACAACUUGCAUUACGUAAGCGGAAGAAGGGAUACACGCGGCCGAACGUGCAAGUAAGUUGGUAUAACGUCAUUACCAUGAUUGCAGAAGAGAUACGAAAAGGAAUGGACCCAAGAGGAACAGCGAACUAUACAACAACUCACUCUGCUUCUGGAGACGCCACGGAGAUCGUACCACCGUGACCCGGCUGCUACACAUUCUGUAGAAGUAAAACCUGUAGUUCAGAAGAAGGAGAAGAACGGCAAUACCCAUAGUUCACAUCAGCCAGAAGUUGUCCCCAAAAAGAUAAACAAGAACACUGUUAUUAUCACAAAAAACAGGAAAAACAAUAAGAAAAACGACAAAAAUAAACGCAAAACGUAA